Ipomoea triloba (trilobed morning glory) is the source of this 3501-nucleotide messenger RNA. Its product is annotated as receptor-like protein 15. Gene Ontology annotation, molecular function: protein binding. The transcript has 11 exons. The record is from RefSeq and is a predicted model, not a curated record. Bases 1 to 3489 code for a protein of 1162 amino acids. Lineage: Eukaryota; Viridiplantae; Streptophyta; Magnoliopsida; Solanales; Convolvulaceae.
AUGGGCAAGUUUUGGAUUAUCCCCCUCAUCAUAACAUUAGUUCUGGCAAACUUUUGGCUUUGCCGUGGUUGUUGGGAAGAAGAAAGGGUUGCACUUUUACAGCUCAAAUCAAACAUAAACUAUCCAUAUGGUAACUCUCUUCCAUCAUGGAUAGAUGAUAAUAGGUCUGAUUGUUGGUUUGAGAAACUAUCGGAAUUAAGUAAGUUGGAGGUCCUAAACUUGACGGAAAAUUACUUCAAUCGUAGUGUUCUUUCAUCUCUCAGUCACCUCGUAUCUCUUCAAUAUCUCAAUCUCGCUGGAAAUCGUCUUAGUGAAUCUGGUGUUACAGGUCAUGAAAGACUUUCAAACUUGAAAGGACUUGAAUUUUUACACUUAAGUGGUAACUUUAUGAGUGAGAGCAAUGUCCAAACAAUUUGCAGUAUAAAUGAUUUCACAAAUUUAAAGGAGUUAGACAUUUCGGACAAUACAUUCCAAAAUUUUGGGCCCGUGCAUGGACUACACAAUUUGGAAAUUCUACGUGCAGCAAAAAAUGACUUCGAUAACAGUAUAAUCUCAAGUGUCAAACAAUUUUCAUCACUCAGAUUCUUAGACCUCUCAGAAAAUAAUGCUAUAAAUGGAACACUACAAGUAAUUAAUGAGCUGCUUGCUUUGGAAGAGUUGGAUUUAUCUGAGAAUGGAGUUAGUAGCUUUGUCACCAAUAAAGGACUACCAAAUUUGAAAGUUCUGCAUUUACGAGCUAAUAGCUUCAAUAAUACCAUAUUCUCAAGUCUUAAACAGUUUCCAUCGUUAAGGUUCGUAGACCUUUCUGCAAAUGACGCUAUAGAAGGAUCACUACAAGUAAACGAGGUACUUGCAUUGACCCAAUUGGAAGAAUUGGAUUUAAGUGAGACGGGAGUAGACAGGUUUAUCACUACUAAAUGCAUUGUAAAUGUAUGCCAUCUUCAAGUGCUACAUCUAGAUGACCUAGAUAGUUCAACCUCCAACUACAACAAAUUGCUACAAUCUUUGACAGUUUUUUCAUCACUCAAGACUCUCUACUUUCAAAAUAAUUUAUUUACAGAAAGUCAUUACUUGAAAAAUCUCAGCAAAUUGGAAAAUAUGAUCUUGGAUGGUUCCCCUCAUGACAAAAGUGUCUUUAACAACAUUGGAGGAUUGAAGCAUCUCAAAGUUAUUUCACUUUCUGGGUGCGGACUUAGUGGAUCCUUGCCUAGUCAAGGUUGGUGUGAGCUUAAAAGCCUUCAAGAGUUAAGACUUAGUAACAAUAAGUUCAAUGGAGUGCUUCCCCCUUGUCUAGGAAACUUGACUUCACUUCGAUUGAUUGAUCUAUCAUCUAAUCAAUUCUUUGGUAACAUAGCUACCUCCCCCUUAUCUAGAUUGACAUCACUUGAAGCUUUAACUAUUCCGAAUAACCACUUCCAAAUCCCCAUCUCUUUUGAGUCAUUUAGCAAUCACUCAAAUCUCAAAUGCAUAUUUGCUCCCAACAAUGAAGUGAUUUCGGAAACUAAUAGUUUCAAAAGCCCUAUCAUCCCAUCCUUCAAACUAGAGUGUUUAAGUCUCUCCAACUGUGUAGGGCAAUAUCCUAGAUUACCAAGCUUCCUUCUUCACCAAAAUCAGUUAAGAAUCAUUGAUUUGUCAAGUAAUAAUGUUGGAGGUGAUUUUCCUGCUUGGUUGUUCGAAAAUAACACAAAACUAGAAGGGUUUUACAUGGGUGGCAAUGCUUUUAAAGGAAUCCUCAAGUUUCCACAAAAAUCCAAUUUCCACCUUACCACAAUUAACAUCUCUGAGAAUCACAUAUGUGGACAAAUCCCAGAAAAUAUAAAUAUUGACUUUCCAAACAUAGAGGCACUAACCAUGUCUUGGAAUAACCUUGUUGGUAGCUUACCUUCUAGUUUUGGUGACCUUAAAUCCUUAGGGUAUCUUGAUUUGUCAAACAACAACUUGACGGGGGAAUUGCCACAGAAGUUGGCUACUAAUUGUCACUCUUUAUACCUUUUGAAACUGUCAAAUAACAUGUUCCAAGGUCAAAUAUUUCUAGGAGCUCUACAUACAUUUGAAUUGAUAGUCUUGCAACUUGACAACAACAACUUUGUGGGUAAGAUACCUGACAGUCUCUCUACCAAUAUUCUUUUUCAUCUAGAAGCAAUAGACCUUAGUAACAACCAUUUGCAUGGGGAACUUCCAAAGUGGAUAGGUAAUAUGACAAAUCUUGCCCAUCUUUUUUUGUCUGGGAAUCAACUUGAAGGUCCAUUUCCUAUCGAGUUUUGCGAUUUAGAAGAGAUUGAGCUCUUGGAUUUAUCAGACAAUAAGUUAUCAGGCUCAAUUCCAUCUUGCUUCAACCCUGACACCUUAAGACAUCUUCAUCUAAGCAAUAAUUGGUUUGGAGGUAAACUCACACGUGCAUUUCGUAAUAGUUCUUCUCUACUAACACUAGACCUUAGUGAUAACAAUUUUAGAGGAACAAUUCCCAAAUGGAUUGGAAACCUUGAGGGGCUAAGCAUUCUUCUCCUUAAAGGAAAUCAUUUUGAAGGGGUUAUCCCUAGUCAAUUAUGUCAAUUGAGAGAUCUAAGCAUUCUUGACCUCUCUUCCAACAAUCUUACUGGUUCAAUCCCUCGUUGUUUGGGUGGGAUGACUUCAGAUGGGCUUGGAUCCUACAAUACAGAUGUCACUUGGAUAGUAAUAGGCAAUCCUAUGCCCGAUGCAACAAUUUCCUACUUGCAAACAAGCAGAUUUGCAAAGACAUUUCACCUUCCUUUGGCUAUAAUAUAUAAUGAGGAGAACAAUUUCAUCGAUAAUCACAACAUCCGGGCCGAAUUUACUACCAAGUUGCAAGCGCAUUCUUUUCAAGGGAUUGUGUUGGAAUACAUGUUAGGGAUUGAUCUAUCUUGCAACCAAUUGACUGGGAACAUUCCUCUUGAUCUUGGAAACUUGAGCAAAAUUUAUGCUUUGAAUCUUUCGCACAAUAAUCUCACCGGAAGUAUCCCGAUAACCUUAUCAGGUCUUGCAAAGGUUGAGAGUUUAGAUCUUUCCUACAACAUGUUAAAAGGGAGAAUACCUGCUCAACUAAUUGCACUCAAUUUCUUGGAAGUGUUCAGUGUAGCACACAACAAUUUAAGUGGUCCCACCCCAGAUCGUAAAGCUCAAUUUGCAACAUUUGAUGCAAGCAGUUAUGAAGGAAAUGCUCUUCUUUGUGGCCCUCCACUUAGCAACCUUUGCACCCAUAAAGAAUUGCCGCCACCACAAGUGUUGUUACAUGAAAAUGACAAAGAAGAAAGCAAUUUUAUAGACAUGAAAUCAUUCUACAUAAGCUUUCUCAUAGCUUACACAGUUAUGUUGGUAACAGUGGUUGCAGUACUGUGCAUAAACCCAUAUUGGAGGAGAACUUGGUUUAAUUUCAUUGAGUUCUGUGCAAUGUCAUGUUAUGACUAUGUUUGGAUAGCAUUUCUUAAUUUCAAAUUAAGAAUGCGAAGUAUUCGUGCAAGAUUUAUGUAAAUAUGAUCAAUU